GCUUUGACCACAACUUUGGCCACCUUGUCAUGUCAAAUUCGCCUCCUCGGAAGCAGAUCGGUGAACAGUCCCUCGAUGCAUGGGACAUGUUGUGGAACAGUCGUCGAAAAGGCUUGGAAUGCGCCCAAUCGACACGCUCUCUAACGAUUGAGUGCGUUUGGUCGAAUCGACUAACCCGAUUUCCAGGCGGAAGUCACUUAGUAAACCGGACGGCAGACGAACGGCAAGACAGAGAGAGAACGGUUACCCACGUGGUCCUUUUUCCGUCCCGGACUUCGCCAAUCUUCAAUGAUCCCGCUGUCCCACGAAGUUCUAUACAACGAAAUGGUGAAUUAUCACUGGGAAGAUGGAUUCAGGGGUAGAACUGGCAAGGAACGCGUCCGACGACGAGCACGAUAACGAUAUUGUUGAAUUUCAUCCUUUCGUCACCAGCUUGUGGGAACGAGCGGAGGAUUUUUGCCGCCAUAAUAUAUCUCCUCCAUCAAUUCAGUAUCAUGGCAGUUCAAACGUUCACAUUUGAAGGCUUACGCUGCGCUCUGUACAGCUUUUACUGGUCAUCUGGCCGCCCUGUUCUUUUCAUUAUUUCUUGUACAACCACCAUUCAUCCCUUCCUACGUUCACCCCCCAGACUCGCCAUCUCGUCGAAAUGGAGGUUUUGACUGGAGCAUCUAAAGUCCGGAUUGGCAGAGGGAACUUUUCAAAUGUUGGAAGAGAUCAAGUCAACAAUUAUACGAUCGUUCAGACAAGAGACAAGAGGACAAAGGUUGACAGCGACCCACCAGAACUCUCCGAGUACACCGAAAUCAAACGGGGCGACAUCUUUAAGGACAAAGACAUCUGCUAUUCUUGGCAGUUGUGCUCGAAUGGGAAAGACGACACGGAGGCGGCAGUGUAUAUUGCACAGAUCAUGAUAGGUGGCCGGUUUGGGGAGAGCAAGUACACUGUGAAGACAUACCAUGGGCGAAAUGCGGCAAAGGAAUGGAGGCGAGAUUUUUCGCGAUGUUCCAUGGACUGGCUCAGAGAUGUUCCACUUUUUGGCUACAACAAGUCGUCGGUUCCUUUGUUGAUAUUCUGUGGAGAGCUCGUACCUGUUGCCCAUAUCGAAGAUGGACUAGGAGAUGUGGGGUUAUUCUAUAUUGAGCUACUGAGGAACAGCUUGAGAUGUUCAAGAAAUGAACUGUGGAUGGACCCCAUGAAAGGAAGAUUCUGUCGCGGACCGAUUGGGCCAAAAUGUUUCGAUUGGCAGGAUGUAAUCCAUGAUGCCCUAGACGUUCCUUCCGAUGUAGAAUUCCUGAAAGAAGCCGCCGUCAUCCGAUACCUGUCUAGCAAGGAAGAGGAUCGGUGGUUCCUUGCUGCACUUAGUUAUAGCAGUCAUCUUGAAAUACUUGAUGGCGAUAUCCCGGCACCCAGUCGUACCCACGUCAUUUCCGGUUUGACAAACUCAACGAUUGCUUCCUUCAAUAAUAUACGGUGGAAGAAUUGGAAUGAUUGUCUUGGGAAAAGGCAACAGAUGCCAAAUGGAGUAGCAAGCUACCACUUCAGAGAUGAUCGGCGCAAGAUAGAAGUAGAAUCUGUCGGCGAACGAAAUUCAUGGCUCACACAAGCAUUGAGUGUUUUCCACGCUCACGAUAUUUCGUUGGAUGAGGACCUUUCCACAUACAAGUUCGCGUUCCCUUUUUGCAGGCUUACAGGCACAAUUCAGAAAUCCAGUCGCAAACGACAACGACGCCAACUGUUCCCACCCAUCUACUUGAUUUUCUUUCCUACCCGUACUGGUACUCCCCUCUAUCGCUGGUCAUUUAAUCCAACCGGCCAAACACCACUCUUGCCAGAAAUGUGCAAAUACCUCGGCCUUCCCUUCAAAUUAUCCCUCGAAGUGACACCCUGCCAAUCAUCUUGGCCUACCAGGAUCUACAGACACAUUCACGAUCACCAAAUUACGAGGAAGUUUAACCCCAAAACCACGGGUUUCGCACGAUCUCUUCAAUUCCCUAUAUUCAAAGUCGCUCCUGCCGAAAGCCGCUUCCGAGAAAUUGUCGAAGAGCACCACAAAAUACCCAUAGAACCGAAAGCUAAACCGUUGCCAAGGGUCAAUACUUCUGAAGGACUCUCGGAACCUGUUCCCGACUGGGUAGAAGGGCGAAGUCACGAAGAGACAGACGAUUCUUUCUCGCUCGAAGUGCUGUUUGAUGAAACCGAAGGGUCCACAAAGCAUGCCGAGAUAACAAAUUCGGUGUCUCCUCGAAAAGACAUGACACGUUCACUACUGAGUACACUAUUUGCCCUAUUUACAUGGGAAGCCAUUGAAGGUUCGGGCAUCUCAGCUGCGGCGAUCUAGGUGGUGAGACGGGUUGUUUGAAUCGAAAUUCAUGGAGGCCGGCGAUCGUUAUAAUAAGAAUAAUAAUAAUUUAUGUAUAGGUUGGUGUGAAAUCGACCAGGACGGUCAGGACAGAGUAGCAG
Messenger RNA from Marasmius oreades (fairy-ring Marasmius), 2460 nucleotides. RefSeq lists its product as uncharacterized. The record is from RefSeq and is a predicted model, not a curated record. Bases 647 to 2338 code for a protein of 563 amino acids. NCBI's taxonomy places the organism in Eukaryota, Fungi, Basidiomycota, Agaricomycetes, Agaricales, Marasmiaceae. The transcript has 14 exons.